AGCUAAAUCACUUCUUUAAAGUUUGCUCUUCUUCUUGACCAUCUCACCUUUUCUUAUUAUCGGACACAAUUUGGCUUGCAAUCGAGUGCGUCCGGUUGGCUCCAAUUUGGUUGGCCAAACUACUUGGAUUACCAGUGCCCACUUUCUUCGAUUUCUUCCAUUGAACUUGCAGACUAAUGUCAAAUUCACCGACUCAACUAAAGCUUCAUUCGGCAUGGUGUAACUGCACCAAACUAGACGUCCUUCUUCACUUCGGAUCUGCACUCCGGAUAAACCUGCAAAGCCCCGAGAUAGAUCUCGGGGUAGAUACUCCGAUGCUUAAGUCAGCAAUAAUCGGGGCUACCAGUAAAGCGAAGGAACAAGGAGUUUAGGGUUGGUUUUUUCAUCACCUUUUGGCGUGGCCCUUAAGAGGUAUUUAUAUGUUCCGAUGCAGAAUCCACGCGGCAUGUCAAUCAAGAUGCCAAGUAAGAUAUCCGGGAUCCGAUGUGUAUCUCCAGGCAGUUAUUUCGGGGCCGGGAGUUGAGCUAAGCAAAAUAUCCGGGAUUUGAUAUGUAUCUCCAAGCAGUUAUUUCGGGGUCGGGAGAUUGAGAUAUAUUUAGAUACAAGGAUGUCCAUCGUAACUGCCGUGUAGCUAUUCUAGCGGGAGGCUCUGGACUUACCCUUACACAUGGUUAUGAUUUUUUUAUUUUUUAUUUUGAUUUUUAUAAAUUUUACAACUCUAA
Molecule: messenger RNA, 722 nt
Organism: Rubroshorea leprosula
Lineage: Eukaryota; Viridiplantae; Streptophyta; Magnoliopsida; Malvales; Dipterocarpaceae
Source: the annotation of a GenBank genome assembly